UUUACCCGAUGAAAUCAUCGUUCCAUUGCAUAAGCUCCCGCCCAUCUCGUGACUGUUACGGCCGGACGAACAGCCAGCAAUGGAAGAAGAAACCGCAACAUCACCACCAACAGAUCUCUCCAACCCAACCAAAUCCUCAGACCACGCUCUCCAAAAGAAGCACCAAGCAAUGCUCGAUCGUCUCUCUAAUCGUCACCAAGCCCGAAACAAAUCAUCAUCCUCCUCCUCUGCUACCGAAUCCACCGCUUCUUUCCUCUCCAAAUUCUCCGAUUCCAAACGCUUAAUCGAGUCCCAACUUUCUGAGUCAUCGAAACUCGCCACUACCGAUACCACACGCCUGAAAUCUCAUCUUGCCGAUAUUUCCUCCUCCAUCUCGGCCCUUGAACAACUUGUCGCCGAAAACUCCUACUUACUCCCCUCCUACGAACUUCGUUCCUCUCUCAAAACUGUCUCGGAACUUAAGCAGUCUCUCGAUAGUCUCAACGCCGAGCUUGUUCCCAAGAAGAAAUUCUCCUUCAAAAACAAAUCUACUAACAAAACUUCAGUGUCUGGACCUAAAGAAACCGAGAUCGCAAAACCCGAGCCACCAAAGCCAACGCUUGUAAUUAGGGAUUUGCCCGGAAUUAGAAACAAAGAAAAUGAGAUAUUAGCAAAAAAUUUCAGAGACUCAGAGGCUGGUGAAUUUACAUUAUCGGAUCUGGAUUCAUGUGAAGUGAGGUUAAUUGGUUGCGUUAGUGUACUCUUCAUUAAUCGAUUAACGAAUUGCAAAGUUUAUGCGGGGCCAGUGAUGGGUUCAAUUUUGAUUGAGGAAGUAGAAAACUGCGUGUUUGUGUUGGCUUCACAUCAGAUAAGGAUACAUUACGCGAAAGGAAGUGAUUUUUAUCUGAGAGUUAGGAGUAGGCCUAUAAUUGAGGAUUGUGGAGGCGUUAGAUUCGCGCCUUACUGUUUGAGCUAUGAAGGGAUUGAGGACGAUAUGAUUAAGGCAGGUUUGGCGGAGGACACUGGGAAUUGGAGCAAUGUAGACGAUUUCAAGUGGCUGAGGGCUGUGCAGUCGCCUAAUUGGUCUGUUUUGGCGGAAAGUGAGAGGGUAGGGGCAAUUGAGCUCAAGGAUUUGGGAAGCAUGACUGGAGAGGGUUAGGGCUUAUGGGAUAGUGAAGUCUUGCUCUGAUACGCAAAUCUCAGUGCAGGUUUGAGUGAUAAUAAAUGUUGAUCAAAUGAAGAACGAUGGCUGGCAGUGUUGGAUGGACUUUGAAGUAUGGACCUUCUCCCUCCCCUAAUUCACUGCUCAUAUUUUUUUGGAUGGAAGCCUGACUUCAUUUUCCAGUGGAUUUCUUUUGUGAGAACUUUACCUUGAAGGUUACAAGUUUUGAGAGAUGUUUGUACGAAGAAGCGUGCCACGAAUGAUCUUCAUGGAAGCUUGUGGGCGUCUGUUUGCAUUUUUGUAGUUUCUGAAUCUGAGUUUUCUUAAAUGCUUUUAGAUGUGGCAACUUAGGUAUUUUUAGCUAUUCAGGUUGGAGAUGUUGAAAGUUCGAAAAGAUUGUAAUUUUUCAUGUAAGCCUUGUGGCCACUGGGGCAGAGAAAUGAAACUAAUAAUAUAUUUCUAAAGUAAUGAAGCUGUUUGAAUCCUUAUAAAA
Manihot esculenta (cassava) is the source of this 1634-nucleotide messenger RNA. RefSeq names its product tubulin-folding cofactor C. The transcript is spliced from 2 exons. The coding region runs from base 80 to 1138 and encodes 352 amino acids. The record is from RefSeq and is a predicted model, not a curated record. Lineage: Eukaryota; Viridiplantae; Streptophyta; Magnoliopsida; Malpighiales; Euphorbiaceae. Gene Ontology annotation, cellular component: cytoplasm. Gene Ontology annotation, biological process: post-chaperonin tubulin folding pathway; tubulin complex assembly. Gene Ontology annotation, molecular function: tubulin binding.